CCGCUGCCCUGCGCGUCCUCGCCACCCCGCGCUCCGUGCGCGCGCGCUUCCUGCCUCCGGCUUCCAGGGGCUGUCGCUGUCGCCGCCGCCGUCACCGCCGCUGGGCCAUGGGGACCUGCUUACGGCUGCGGAGCUGCGGGCCCGCGCGCCUCCUCCGCGCUCGCCCCGGCCCGGCCCCUGCUCGCUGCUUGGCCGGCGGCCCCGCGGGCCUCUCCCCCGCGCUGCUGCGCACCGACAGCUUCGUGGGCGGCCGCUGGCUGCCCGCCGCCGCCACCUUCCCGGUGCAGGACCCAGCCAGCGGCGCCGCGCUCGGCUCGGUGGCAGACUGCGGGGCACCCGAGGCCCGCGCCGCCGUGCGCGCCGCCCACGAGGCCUUCUGCGGCUGGCGGGGGGUCUCGGCCAAGGAGAGGAGUUCUUUACUUCGGAAGUGGUAUGAUUUAAUGAUGCAAAAUAAGGAUGAUCUUGCCAAAAUUAUUACAGCCGAGAGUGGAAAGCCACUAAAGGAGGCACAAGGAGAAGUCCUUUAUUCGGCCAACUUCCUGGAGUGGUUUUCAGAGGAGGCCCGCCGCAUUUAUGGAGACAUUAUCUCCACCCCUGCCAAGGAAAGGCGGGCCCUGGUCCUCAAGCAGCCCCUGGGUGUGGCCGCAGUCAUCACACCGUGGAAUUUUCCCAGCGCCAUGAUCACUCGGAAGGUGGGGGCUGCACUGGCAGCUGGGUGCACUGUGGUGGUGAAACCCGCCGAGGACACGCCCUUCUCUGCCCUGGCCCUGGCCCAGCUCGCGAACCAGGCAGGCAUCCCUUCUGGUGUGUACAACGUCGUGCCCUGCUCCAGAGCCAAGGCCAACGAGGUGGGAGAGGUGCUCUGCACGGACCCGCUGGUGUCUAAAAUCUCCUUCACUGGCUCAACGGCCACAGGAAAGGUCCUGCUGCGCCACGCAGCCAGCACUGUGAAGAGGGUCUCCAUGGAGCUCGGCGGCCUCGCGCCAUUCAUCGUCUUUGACAGCGCCAACGUGGAUCAGGCCGUGGCAGGGGCCAUGGCGUCUAAAUUUAGGAACACUGGUCAGACUUGUGUUUGCUCAAACCGAUUCUUGGUGCAAAGGGGCAUCCACGAUUCCUUUGUAAAAAAAUUUGCUGAAGCAAUUCAGAAAAGCCUGCGUGUCGGGAAUGGAUUUGAGGAGGGAACUACGCAAGGCCCGUUAAUUAAUGAAAGGGCCGUCGAAAAGGUGGAGAAGCACGUGAGUGACGCAGUCUCCAAAGGGGCCACCGUGGUGACAGGCGGGAAGCGGCACCCAUAUGGAAGAAACUUCUUCGAGCCCACCCUGCUCAGCAAUGUCACCGGGGACAUGCUCUGCUCUCAUGAAGAGACGUUCGGGCCACUGGCACCGGUUAUCAAGUUUGACACAGAGGAGGAGGCCAUCAUGAUUGCCAAUGCCACUGACGUCGGCUUAGCAGGUUACUUUUACUCCCAGGACCCAGCCCAGAUCUGGAGAGUGACGGAGCAGCUGGAGGUCGGCAUGGUGGGCGUCAAUGAAGGGCUGAUCUCCUCCGUGGAAUGCCCUUUCGGGGGUGUGAAGCAGUCAGGCCUUGGGCGGGAGGGGUCCAAGUACGGCAUUGACGAGUACUUGGAGGUCAAAUACGUGUGUUAUGGAGGCCUGUAGGAGCCUUCAGUUCUGAAGAAAUAAAGAAGGGAUGUUUACUGACACACAUGGGGACAUUGCAUCCCUCAUUUUAAAUAAAGUAGUAGGCUACUGGAAUUAGGGAUAGUUUAGAAUUUAGCCAGUCCUCGUGCUUCUAAGCAGAUGUCAGUCAUCCCCCUCCUCCAUAAGUGGGGGUGUACCCUGACCCUGGGACUGCACAGCCUGGACAGCCAGCCUGGGUCCCCAGCAUGACCAAUCACCCCAGAGCAAGGUGGAGCGAAGCAGGCACCCUUGGGCCCCUUCCCAAGUGGACUCCCAAGCUUGGGAAAGGCUUGGUCACUGCUCAGGUAUCACAGUCUGGCCCCAGCAUGGGGUGUGAUGGGCGGUGGAUCACAUGAGCCCCUUCCUCGCCUCUUAUGUCAGAGGCAGUGGCCAGACUGACCCCUGGCAGCCUCUGAAGUAGCCCAGAGUUGUCUGCACCACUCUGUGGGCUGCAGAGCGCUUCUCUGUGUCUAGACCGAAAGUCUUCACUGUCCCCAGUUUACUGCUUCAGGUUCUUCUGUUUCCUGUAGAAGAUGUGUCAAAGGUGAAAGCAAAGAUUGGCAGAGGCAGGAUGGUGCAGUGGUGGGCGUGUGGUCUCUCAGCCAGGCUGCUGCGUAGCUCUGUACCUCUGUUGGGAGCAGUACCUCCCAUCCCCCACUCCAGAGCCAUGUGUCACCAGCAGGGACACCCAGCCUGCCUGUGCUCUGGCAACGCCUUAGGUGAGAGGAAGCAGCCCGGCACCCACUGGCCAGCCUGCCGCCGGCCUGAGUCGGUUUCUGUCUGUCCUGGUGUAGCACCACGUACUCUCUACUUGCAAAUGAGCAAAGCCUUUACCACUGUGAUCUCAAAAGAAGAAAUAACUCCCACAAUUGCCAGGCCACUUUGUGGGUUUGAAUUCAAGCACCACUUGCCAAUCAGAGAAUUUAUAUUUCAUCAUGAACUGCCUGUGGCCAGGGUUGGCUCUUAAGCUGAGAGAAACAGUCCCAGUAGGACAAUGCUAGGCUUUUCUAGAAAGGCCUCCUGUUGUGAGGAGGACUCUGGAGGAGUAAAGUGAGCAGAGAUGAAGCCCUUGCGUCUUCCACUCAGGGCACCAGCACAUCCCGUGGGUGCCACAGGUGUGGGAGAAAGGCGUGACUGAAGGCGCACUGUACACAGCUGCUCCUGAGCCCCUGUCUGUACCCCGCACCUCACUGAGCCAUGGAGCGGGAACAGUGUGGCUAAGCAACAGUCUCCAAAGUCCCAGUGCCCAGAGGACGCUUGCUGUCCUGCAGCUGCCACAGACCCGUCAAUACCUGCCAUAGCCCCAAGGCCCAGAGGAAAAGGAGCAGAACUGCCCCGAGCGACACUGCCCAGACCUGUCCAGAGUCAUGCCGGGUGCUGACGGGUCAUUGCUGCUCCACGGUUGUUCUGUAACUGUCGCUUAAGAUUUGUGUCAAGAAUACAAACGCUCUCGUGUUAAUUUCUGGAAGCUGGACACUGCUGCUGAGAUGCGUGGAGGAGUGCUGUCCCGUGCACGUUUAACUGUGAGCUGGUGCGUUCUCGGAGAGAUGGCACUCGAGAGUUUUCUUGCAUAUUUGGCUUACCAGGUACUUAAAUUGAGGGCCAGAGACCACUGAAGUAUCUUUGACCAAUUUUGUAAUUAAAAUAAUUUGAAGGUUUGGGGGGGAGGGUCCAUGGAACAUGAGGCCCCCGCGCCAGUCCCCAGAAGCACCCCCCCAAAAAAAUAUUAAGAUAAUUUGAAAAGGAAAUAGUUUGUUAUUUAGUAAAAUGGUUUUGUGUUGUGGGAAGAAAGAGAAAUAUUUAUUUAAUUUUGGGAGGUAGGUGCAGUCUGGCAGUCCUCCUGCCUCAGCCUCCCAAGCAGCUGGGACCAUUAAGCGUAUACCACCAGCCCCGCUCAGAGUUUUUUAGAUCAACAUUCAUGAGGGUUAUUUUCAAGAAGGUAACCUUAUGUGAUAUAUGGAAUUCUCUUUUUCAGACAUGUGUCUGUUUUACAACAUAACUAAAAAAGACCAGGGAUUGGCAAACUAUAGCCCAUCUGCCCACUCUGGUACUGACUUUUGCAAACCCAAGAACCAAGGACACGAUUUAUAUUUCUGAAUGGCUGGGGGUGGGGGAGAUUCUGAAAUAUUAUUUACGAUUCAUGAAAGUCAGAUUUCAAUGUCCUUCUGUGAAACUCGGCCAUACCUGCUGGUUUAUGGUAUGAAUGGAAGGGAAAAGUCUGCUCAGGAUGAGCCUGAAGGGUCGCUGUGCAUCUCCUCCCAGGAGCCAGCUAGCCCCUGUGCUAGGCUCUGAGGGAGAGACCAACCUUCACACAUUUAUUGGGCAUUACUUCCUUCUACUAAACACUUGCCUUGUCCAAGGUGCUUUGAGCCAGUGCUGCCCAGAGCUCCCAGCAGUGAUCAGAAAACAAGAGUCCACAGCCUUAGCAAGCUCGUCGCCCCACCCCUCCCCCAGCUACACAGGGGUGCUCAUUUCAGGAGGUGACGUAUGGCUGUCUCUACCAUUUGAGGGCUUUGAAGUGUAACUGUCACGUCUUCCCAUGCCGAUCUGUAUUCUUAUGUAGAGACUCAGUGGAAAUGUGGAUUAGAAGCACAAUGUAAGGAAACCUGUGUUCUCAUUAACUGACAUCACGAACUUGAAACUGCCACAGAAUUUGUUUCCUCUAAAGGGUGGAUUCUGAUGUUGUAAUUGCCUGUAUCUAGCUAUUUUAAAUAGCAUUUUACUUGAAUAAUAACAUGCUGUAAAUGCUUCAUGCUCUUUCUUGGGUAAAAUUUGGGGAUAGGAAUAGUGGAAAAAUAUACAGAUAUAUUGCUUUUUAAAGGUGUACACCACUAAUUUUUCUAGUUGCUGACAUAUGCAUCUGUGCCUAAUGCAGAGUUGUACACGUGUAAUUAAUAAAUGCUGAGCCGGCAGAA
Messenger RNA from Octodon degus (degu), 4594 nucleotides. RefSeq names its product aldehyde dehydrogenase 5 family member A1 (gene Aldh5a1). Gene Ontology annotation, biological process: GABA catabolic process. The record is from RefSeq and is a predicted model, not a curated record. Gene Ontology annotation, molecular function: succinate-semialdehyde dehydrogenase (NAD+) activity. The transcript has 10 exons. NCBI's taxonomy places the organism in Eukaryota, Metazoa, Chordata, Mammalia, Rodentia, Octodontidae. Bases 108 to 1658 code for a protein of 516 amino acids.